AUUGUAUCAAUGUCAGAAGAAAGCAAAAGAGGCUCUACCACAUUAUCAAGAGGCAUUGGAAUACAUUCAGAGCAGUAAAGGUGAAAAAAGUCUUGAGUGUGUUCCGAUACUGAGGGAACUAGCAGGUGUAGAACAAACCUUGGGAUUUCAUGACUUAUGCAUCAACCAUUUAUUACAGGCCCACCUCAUCAUCCAGAGUAAAUACCCCUCUCACGAGGAGGCAUCUGACUCCGCACACUUUGUGGCCCAGGCUGCUGUCACAUCCGGAAGGCCUGAGCAUCACGAUGUUGCCGAGCAGUAUUUCCAAGAGAGCCUGGCUAAUCUGAAAGAUGCUGGAGGGAAGCGAAGAGCCAAAUUUCUUUUAAUUCAAGAUGAGUUUUGCCAUUUUCUGAAAAUCACUGGACAAGAAGAGAGGGCGCUCUCCAUGCUGAAAGAGUCCCUGGAAGACAAAGUGGGGGCAUUUGGUGAUUUCAGUCCAGAGGUGGCAGAGACCUACCAGCUCCUGGGCAGGGCAGACCUGGCACAGGGGAACCACAGCAGAGCCCACAAGAAAUUGAAGAAGUGUCUUCAGAUUCAGACUCUCUUAUACGGACCACAGGACAAGAGGACACUUGCCACCCAGCAGACCGUGGACAUUCUUUCCAAGGCCCUGGGGAUCCCUGGGAAGUCAAGGCAGCCUCAGAAAGCUAAGCCGGCAUUCUGCCCCGCUGUCCCUCAGCACCCUGUGCCCGCAAAGCACCCACAGGGUGGUGCUGGCGGCUCUCCCGGCUCCUCCUUCCUGGCCCUAGGCACAGCCCAGUAA
Messenger RNA from Chrysochloris asiatica (Cape golden mole), 802 nucleotides. RefSeq names its product tetratricopeptide repeat protein 23-like. Gene Ontology annotation, molecular function: protein binding. The transcript has 7 exons. The annotation marks the transcript as partial. The record is from RefSeq and is a predicted model, not a curated record. Lineage: Eukaryota; Metazoa; Chordata; Mammalia; Afrosoricida; Chrysochloridae.